AUGAAUACGAUCUUGACAUCGAUUACCACCCUCCUCCUACUAGUACAUCUCUCGUCCGCCGCGUCCGGCACCUUCGACAUCCUCACCUACAACAUCGCGGGCCUACCUUCCUUUUUGACAGAUAACGGUGUCCCAGGCGACAAGGCCACCAACGCAGCGACCAUCGGCUCCAAGUUCGCCGAGUACGCCUACGACGUGAUCCACGUGCAGGAGGAUUUCGCAUACCACUCAGCCCUGUACGAGCAUGACAACCACGCCUACCGCACCGUCACGUCCGGCAACGUGCCGCUGGGAAGCGGCCUGAACACGCUCUCCCAGUACCCGUGGACGACCUUCGCCCGCGUGCCAUGGAACACGUGCUUCCUCAACGAAGCGGACUGCCUUACGCCCAAGGGGUUCACGUUCAUGCGCCUCCAGCUGCCAUCAGGUGGCGUGACCGUCGAUCUGUACAACUUGCACGCCGACGCCGGGGACGAGCAAGGGGACAAGAAUGCCCGACACGCCAACGACGAGCAGCUCCUCGCGUAUAUCGCUGCCAACUCGGUCGGGCGCGCGGUCGUCAUUGCCGGCGACUUGAAUGAUCGGUAUACCGAGGCGGGAAGGAGCAUUGAUCUCCUCACGAGGGCAGGGUUCCAUGAUGCAUGGAUCGAGCUUGUCAGGGGUGGAAGCGAGCCCGCAGCUGGCUCUCCUAAUAUCGACUGUGGAAUCCCGGCGGGGAGGAAUGAUUGCGAGGAUGUGGAUAAGAUAUUGUAUCGCUCCGGCGACUCGGUCGGCUUGUCGGCGCUCAACUACAUCCACGUGGCGAACAAGUUCGUGCAGCCCAACGGGGAGCGGCUCUCGGAUCACAAUCCCAUCAGGGUGGAGUUUGCAUGGUCGACGGCUUGA
Cladophialophora yegresii CBS 114405 is the source of this 885-nucleotide messenger RNA. RefSeq lists its product as uncharacterized. Gene Ontology annotation, molecular function: sphingomyelin phosphodiesterase activity. Lineage: Eukaryota; Fungi; Ascomycota; Eurotiomycetes; Chaetothyriales; Herpotrichiellaceae. The transcript has 3 exons. The coding region runs from base 1 to 885 and encodes 294 amino acids. Gene Ontology annotation, cellular component: cytoplasm. The record is from RefSeq and is a predicted model, not a curated record.